AUUGUUAGGUCCUUCGACGAUGGCAACUAACCCAAAUAUUCCACUCUAUCUCUUCACCUUGGUGCUCGCUGUGUUGCAGAGUCCUGCCUCAGGGCUAACUACUCGUAGACAACUCGUGAGAAAGACUUACUGCACCACAUUGAGAAGAAGUCUUGGCAUCGGAACCACCACUCCUUGUGGUUUCUCAGAUCAAGCUGAGACAGAGGGUCUUGUCUUACCUGGUAUGGAUGAUGGAGUUCUCACCGAGAGAGAAGAUAUUAUUUUAACUGAUGAUGGUAUGGCUAGAGUUGAAGCUCUUCCUAACAGACCGUACAAGUAUGUGCUCACGGCCAACUCCGCUGAUUAUAGUAGAUAUGAGGAAAUCUUCGGUGGAGUAGCGAUGGUCAUCAGUGAAGGCGCAGUUGAUGGUAACACUGACUACGAGGCUCAGGGACAUGCUUACAGACAUUUCACCGAUCUCGUCAAGUCCGGCUUCACUAGUCUUGGUCGAGCCGACUUAGAUGGGACCCCGGCGCAAGUGUUCGUCGGCUACGCGGCCAACAUACCAGGAGGUCAUGUACUUGAUGAACUCGCCAAGGAAGGACUGAGUGCCGACUUUUUCACUAUGUACAUGGAUGAAAAUGUUGACGGUAAAUUGUUGAAAAUGGAGGCAAGGAAUAGCUAUAUGGGCAACGAGCUCUAUCAAGAAGUGUUGGUGACAGCUUACGGCGAGCUCAAGGAUGACAUGAGCCUCGAGGAAGCUGUGGACGAGCUUCAUGCCACUUAUGCAAGUACUGUUAAAUACAACAUGUCACUACAGAACCCGUUCAGAAGCUCAGCAUUCCAUACUCACAGUCCCGCGAUGGUGUCUAGCCAGUAUCUACCAGAAACUGAGCGUCUAUCCUAUUCGGCUUAUGAUGAACGUUGGACGGUACUUGAUUGGGUGAAGAACGGUCGCGGCACUCGAAGUCUUCGCAAGAGCAAUGCUUCAUCUAUAUUCCAACCUAUCGAGUAUUUCGGUAUUGAACCAAACAGUGCUGCCGAGGAGUACUUCAAGAAUCAACGUCAUGGUAGGAAGCUUGUUGACGUGGCGUUUCCUAAGGCUUGUAGCUUGACGGAGAAGCCGGUGAACGAAAGCUUCUGUAUCCACGCUGCUAUAAACAGGGACGGAAGUAAGAACAACAUCGAUGUCAUUGGAUCCGUGUUUGACUAUCUCUCGCCUAAUACAACACGUAUUUCGGCUGGGUUAAAUGUCGUCCAGGAGAGAAAUCUGGCUGUUGACAUGCAUAUUUCUGGUGGAGGCACUAUCUCUGUCUACUCUGUCGGUGACAACGUACGCCUCGACGCCACCGCUACUUAUCAAAUUCUGGAUGGCGGAAACCCUAGGUAUUUCGAUGGUGAAGUGAAAAUAGCCUGUGGUUAUCAGCUUACUGGCGAGGUGUCGAUCAAGGUUGCAUCCUUCGAUGUGAUAAGUGCCCCAUUCGGUGGUACUGGCGUGACCGGUGGCGGUGCAAACAAUUUGAUCGGAAACUACAUCCCGCUAAGCGGUGGAGUCGAUUACGGUGUCUCUGGAUUCAAGGUCAAGGGUACAAUGUUUGGUUCAUCACAAGGUGGAAGUUUCUUGAAGUAUAAGCUCGAAUUCCCUCUGGUUUGGGGUUUCUGGUUCUCUGCCUACAUGGAAACUGGUGUGCUGUUGAUCUUCAACCACACAGAAUUCAACCUUAUCAGCUUUUGAUUGCGACCGCGGCCACAUGCAAUCUAUCACGAUGAUGGUACAAGUCUUGUUGUCUUGACUAUGGAACUCUCAAUCUCAGCUCAAUGAAAACGAGUCUUAUGUUUUCCGAGAAAGUUUAUCGAUUCUUGUCGCCACUCCUACUGAGGAGCUACGGCUUUGCUAUUCUACUU
Messenger RNA from Perkinsus marinus ATCC 50983, 1884 nucleotides. RefSeq lists its product as hypothetical. Lineage: Eukaryota; Perkinsozoa; Perkinsida; Perkinsidae. The coding region runs from base 20 to 1714 and encodes 564 amino acids. The transcript has a single exon. The record is from RefSeq and is a predicted model, not a curated record.